Molecule: messenger RNA, 2104 nt
Organism: Linum trigynum
Lineage: Eukaryota; Viridiplantae; Streptophyta; Magnoliopsida; Malpighiales; Linaceae
Source: the annotation of a GenBank genome assembly
UUCCUGCUCAUCAUCCCAAUUCCCAAACUUGAGUCUCCUACACAACAACAACACAAACUAGUUCCUCUGUUUCUGCUCUUUUUCGGUAGCAAGUGAGAAAUUUAGUAGUAAUCCAGAGAAUAAAGGAAAAUGGCGAAUUCCCACAUAGCAAAGUUCAUCACAGAGGUAGCACCGCCGCGGUACGUUAGUGUCAUGAGGCGCAGAGCAUCAUCCAAGAUGCUGGAUACCAUCUCCGAAGAGGAUAGAGAUUUCACCAUUGACGCCAACAGCUUCGACGCUUUCUCUUCCGAUGAUUCCCUCACUUUCGUUGAUUCCUCUCCUUCGUUUGCUGCUGCUAAGUCCGAAUACUUGCUCAUCGGGAUCCAAAGAACUCUUGUUUGUGUCUGAAAAACCAGAGAGCUUCCUUUGUGUGGCUUGGCUUCUUAGAAGAAGUGCUGCAGUUUUGUUCUGUCCAUUCCCUCCCUCUUUGUUGCUUUGGGUUCCAGUUGAGGCAGGGGAACUCUGUUUUGUUUUGGUCAGAGAUUGUUUGUGCCUUUGUGGACUGAAGUUUGCAGUAGAUGGCUUGUAAUGUUUGAAUAUAUUUGUCUAUGCUACUGCUACUGCUACUUACGCCUUCUAUUAUUAUCAAUUAUGCUAAUGCAUUAUACGAUAAUUAACCUCUGAUGUUACCAAUUAAGAUAGAUAGUAAGAUGAUGAUGAUGAUGAUAUUUGAACGGCUCUACAUCAAUUGCCUUCUCUUUCGAGCAAAACCUUGUCCUCAAUAUUUGAUCGAAACCAUCCUCCUUUGCUACUUAUCCUCCUCGAAGUUGUUAAACAUCAAGCUGAUGUGGGAAUUGGUGCACCGAUGUCUCAUCGUGUAUCGACCAUCGUAGACGUAUCAAAAUCCAUUUGUUUAACGAUGAGUCAUCUUCACCGAAGUCAUCAUGAUAGUAUAUGCUCCUACCAAGUUGUUGUAGCCCUUGUUGUUGUCAAGAACUCCAACUGUUUCUCUAUACCAAUGGAAUCAUUGCAACCCUACCGUGCAUAUGAACGAUUUAGAAUUAGGGUUUUUGAAUUUUUCCUGAGCAACACCUAGCAGCACAUCUUAACCCAAGUCAACAAGGAGAAAGGAACUUAGCCAUCCUCUUUUGUGAACAUAUUGCAAACUAUGAUUCUUUUGUUACACAUUAUCAUGAUGAGAUUCCAUUCAUGGAUCUAUCAUGUUUGAUAUAGAUCCAUCUUCGCAUCGAUCCCACAUAUGUCUAUUGAGUUCAAGCUCAAAUGAACACAUCAUUUGACUUGGCUUGGCCAGCCACUUCGUAGACAAUAUUCAUCGAAGGGCUCAUUGAUAUUAUACUCCUUUAAUUAGGAGGGAAAUCCUUAACUUGCAUUGUCAGAUCCCUUGCAUACCUACUACCUAGUGCUUGUACCCAAUGACUAUCCACUUGGUGCACUAUUUAAUACCAUCAGGCAUAGUAUCAAAGUAUGGACACUUAGAUGUAGUAACUUCUGAUAAACUCAACUCUAGGAAUUCUUACUUACUUAGAACAUUGUGAUCACAUUAUAAGUUCCCCGUAAAUAGGUAUCCAUGUCUCCUAUCUCGGCUGCGGAUCAACCCAACCAACAAGUCCUUUAUCCUUAAAAAUUCAUCAAAGGUGUCACUUAACUCACUUCUCCUUAUUACCACUAUCUUGCAUAAAAGCACAGAAAAUGCAAUUAACAACUCUAGGCUUCAGUUAGUUCUUAGCAAGGAACAACUGGAAACCCUACAACUCCGAUAUUUCCGGAGCGGCACUUUUCUCUGUCCCGACUCUAUGCGUCGCCGCCAUCUACAAUGAGCGUUGCCACACAAGUCAUAUAUAGAAAUCGACACAUGCACAAACAACGCCCGAACAAAUAGAAUUCACUAUUUCUCCUUAAUGAAUUUAGUUCCCCUCUACGAUACCCAAGGUUAUUGGAACUAUUCCUCCCAGGAUAGAACGGACGUACCUUUUCUGGCUGUACCGGUACUUGAAACACCAGAAUCCGACGAACGCAACAAUCGGAGAGAAGUCACACGACUCUGUUUUUUCUUUAUGAGUUUGUAGAGAGGAAAUGCAAUGAAGAAUGAAAAAUUCUUUUUAUC